Molecule: messenger RNA, 1775 nt
Organism: Musa acuminata AAA Group (dessert banana)
Lineage: Eukaryota; Viridiplantae; Streptophyta; Magnoliopsida; Zingiberales; Musaceae
Product: UDP-glucose 6-dehydrogenase 5
Exons: 2
Coding region: 184-1626 (480 amino acids)
Biological process (GO): glycosaminoglycan biosynthetic process
Cellular component (GO): nucleus
Molecular function (GO): UDP-glucose 6-dehydrogenase activity; NAD binding
Source: RefSeq, a predicted model, not a curated record
GUGUAGACCGCAGUUGAGUUUGGGUAUUUAAGCAGGGGAGUCUCCUCGUGUUUGAGCACCAGAAAUCCUUUCUUUUUCUUCUCCAUUCCCUUAGAACCUCUCUCAAUUUCUCCUUUCCUUCUCUUAUGAUCUAGACUGGAGCACCUUGAAAGGCGCUCGAAGAUCAUUCGGUAAGCCAGCAAGAUGGUGAAGAUCUGCUGCAUUGGAGCUGGCUACGUUGGUGGCCCGACCAUGGCGGUGAUUGCCCUCAAGUGCCCCUCCAUCGAGGUGGUCGUCGUUGAUAUCUCCGUCCACCGGAUUGCAGCAUGGAACGGCGAUCAACUUCCAAUCUACGAGCCCGGCCUCGAUGACGCAGUGAAGCAAUGCCGCGGAAAGAACCUCUUCUUCAGCACUGACAUCGAAAAGCAUGUCUCGGAGGCCGACAUCAUCUUCGUCUCCGUGAACACCCCCACCAAAACCCGCGGCCUUGGAGCAGGCAAGGCUGCUGACUUGACCUACUGGGAGAGCGCUGCUCGCGUGAUCGCCGACGUCUCCAAAUCCGACAAGAUCGUCGUCGAGAAAUCCACAGUCCCCGUCAAGACUGCAGCGGCCAUCGAGAAGAUCUUGACUCACAACAGCAAGGGAAUCAACUACCAGAUCCUCUCCAACCCGGAGUUCCUUGCGGAGGGAACCGCCAUGCAGGAUCUGUUCAAGCCCGACCGUGUUCUCGUUGGUGGCCGGGAGACUCCAGAGGGCCGCAAGGCCGUCCAAGCACUGAAAGAUGUGUAUGCCCAUUGGGUACCCGAAGACCGGAUUCUGACCACUAAUCUGUGGUCUGCGGAACUAUCGAAACUUGCAGCCAAUGCUUUCCUGGCACAGAGGAUCUCCUCGAUCAACGCCAUUUCCGCACUCUGUGAAGCCACCGGAGCUAAUGUGUCUGAGGUGGCCUACGCCGUGGGGAAGGAUUCCAGAAUCGGCCCCAAGUUCUUGAAUGCUAGCGUUGGAUUCGGAGGGUCCUGCUUCCAAAAGGACAUCCUCAAUCUGGUCUACAUCUCUGAAUGCAAUGGUCUGUCAGUGGUGGCCAACUACUGGAAGCAGGUCAUCCAGAUCAACGACUACCAGAAGAACCGCUUCGUGAACCGGGUGGUGUCCUCCAUGUUCAACACGGUGUCGGGCAAGAAGAUUGCCGUGCUCGGGUUUGCUUUCAAGAAGGACACCGGGGACACGAGGGAGGCCCCCGCCAUCGACGUCUGCAAGGGCCUCCUGCGGGACAAGGCCACGAUCAGCAUCUACGACCCCCAGGUGACCGAUGACCAGAUCCAACGUGACCUCGCGACGAACAAGUUCGACUGGGAUCACCCGGUGCACCUGCAGCCCAUGAGCCCCACGGCCGUGAAGCAGGUGAGCAUCGCGUGGGACGCGUACGAGGCCGCCAAGGGGGCGCACGGGGUGUGCAUCUUGACGGAGUGGGACGAGUUCAAGGAGCUGGACUACCGGAGGAUCUACGACGACAUGCAGAAGCCAGCGUUCGUGUUCGACGGGCGCAACGUGGUCGACCCGGAGAAGCUGAGGGCGAUCGGCUUCAUCGUUUACGCCAUUGGGAAGCCACUGGACUCGUGGCUCAAAGACUUGCCUGCCGUUGCAUGAUAGAAGCCCUCAGCUCAGAAGGGAACGUAGCAAUGAUGAUGCAUUUUUGUUAUGAUUACUGUUUUAUUUUCUCCGGAAUUAGUGUUAUGUUUCUUUCACCUCUUCGAGUGAAGAUACAAUGUAGUUAUGUCUUUUAUCGGAAUAGAAUU